AUGCUGUUCCACAGUCUGUCGGGCCCCGAGGUGCACGGGGUCAUCGACGAGAUGGACCGAAGGGCCAAGAGCGAGGCUCCGGCUAUCAGCUCCGCCAUCGACCGCGGCGACACGGAGACGACCAUGCCUUCCAUCAGCAGUGACCGCGCUGCGCUGUGCGCAGGCUGUGGGGGCAAGAUCUCGGAUCGCUACUACCUGCUGGCAGUGGACAAGCAGUGGCACAUGCGUUGCCUCAAGUGUUGCGAGUGCAAGCUCAAUCUGGAGUCGGAGCUCACCUGUUUCAGCAAGGACGGCAGCAUCUACUGCAAAGAAGACUACUACAGGCGGUUCUCUGUGCAGCGCUGCGCCCGCUGCCACCUAGGCAUCUCGGCCUCGGAGAUGGUGAUGCGUGCUCGGGACUUGGUUUAUCACCUCAACUGCUUCACGUGCACCACGUGUAACAAGAUGUUGACCACUGGCGACCACUUCGGCAUGAAAGACAGCCUGGUCUACUGCCGCUUGCACUUCGAGGCUUUGCUGCAGGGCGAGUACCCCACACACUUCAACCACGCCGACGUGGCAGCCGCGGCUGCCGCUGCGGCAGCAGCUAAAAGCGCGGGACUGGGCGCAGCCGGGGCCAACCCGCUGGGUCUUCCCUACUACAAUGGCGUGGGCACUGUGCAGAAGGGCCGGCCUAGGAAGCGCAAGAGCCCGGGGCCCGGGGCGGAUCUGGCUGCCUACAACGCUGCACUGAGCUGCAACGAGAAUGAUGCUGAGCACCUGGACCGGGACCAGCCAUACCCCAGCAGCCAGAAGACCAAGCGCAUGCGAACCUCCUUCAAGCACCACCAGCUUCGGACCAUGAAGUCUUACUUUGCCAUUAACCACAACCCCGACGCCAAGGACUUGAAGCAGCUCGCGCAGAAGACAGGCCUCACCAAGCGGGUCCUCCAGGUCUGGUUUCAGAACGCCAGGGCCAAGUUCAGGCGCAACCUCUUACGGCAGGAAAACACGGGCGUGGACAAGUCGACCGACGCUGCGCUGCACACAGGGACGCCGUCGGGGCCCGCCUCGGAGCUCUCCAACGCCUCUCUCAGCCCCUCGAGCACGCCCACCACCCUCACAGACUUAACUAGCCCCACCCUGCCAACUGUGACGUCCGUCUUAACUUCUGUGCCUGGCAACCUGGAGGGUCACGAGCCUCACAGCCCCUCACAAACGACUCUGACCAACCUUUUCUAAUGACUCAAUCCCUCCCCCACUCCCCAAGCCCCACAAUUUCUUUAAAAAAGAAAUUAUCUUUAGUUGAAUUCCAAGUGUAUUUUAAAAUAGAGGCUUUGAGCAACUAACUAACCACAUUUUAGGAACUCGCCUGGGAACAGAGGAAAAAAACAAAACAGAACAAACACCCCGUAGAGCAAAUGAAUCGUGUGUUCGGCUAACGCAGCUGGUGUGGACGGAGGAAUUACUUGGAAGAUCUAUUUGCAACACAACAUUUGUGUCACUGUACAGUUUUGUGGACUGAGCGAGGAAAAACAACAAAUAAUUUAAGUUGGCCAGAGCUUCUGUAUUUUCAAAGACUGCCACGUGCCUUAGGAAUACUGUUCUAUCCCAUACUUUGGAUGAUUUGUUCAUUUCUCUCUCCCUCUUUUUCUCUCUGUAUAUUUAUGACCAGAGCAAAAAUGUCAAAAAGAACAAAAAAAGGAAAAAAAUUUGUUACUUUGAAUAGUCCUAUAAAGGAAAAAAACGGAAAACUCAAACCCCCUCCAACGGUCGCUUUGUUGUUUUAGAAUUUUAAGGUGGAAGUCUGUUCAAAUAUCAGAAUUUGUAAAAUCUAACCAGUAAUAAAACCACUUAUCAAAACUA
Molecule: messenger RNA, 1845 nt
Organism: Echinops telfairi (small Madagascar hedgehog)
Lineage: Eukaryota; Metazoa; Chordata; Mammalia; Afrosoricida; Tenrecidae
Gene: LHX2
Product: LIM homeobox 2
Exons: 5
Coding region: 1-1221 (406 amino acids)
Biological process (GO): regulation of transcription by RNA polymerase II; neuron differentiation
Cellular component (GO): nucleus
Molecular function (GO): DNA-binding transcription factor activity, RNA polymerase II-specific; RNA polymerase II transcription regulatory region sequence-specific DNA binding
Source: RefSeq, a predicted model, not a curated record